This is a messenger RNA of Sesamum indicum (sesame), 3154 nucleotides long. The record is from RefSeq and is a predicted model, not a curated record. NCBI's taxonomy places the organism in Eukaryota, Viridiplantae, Streptophyta, Magnoliopsida, Lamiales, Pedaliaceae.
UGAAAAUCAUGCUAAUUGGUAAAUUCAUUCUACCAUCAUCACCACCUCAACAAGUCAAUCAGUCGACUUACUUCUUCUACUGGUAAUCUUUGAAUUUAUCUCCCAAAUCUGAUUGCAGUGAUCAAAAUCUUGUGCUUUUUCCUCCACAAUCGAAUUCUUCCUUUUCAUUAUAUAACAACGAUUUUACCCAGAGAGGAGAACGACAGGGAUCUCCGAGGAUGACGCUCGCCAUGGUUGAUUGCCGGAGUUUGAUCCAGUUUUGCAGGGCUUUUCAUCCUCACAUGAACAACAAGAAUUUCAUGAAUCCCAAUUCAUCCACCUCGUUUCGGUCCAGAACUCGCCGGCUAACCACUGAUUCUCUGAACCCUUUUUCUCGUCAAUUCUGCCAUCGCUCUCCCAUGGCUGCCAUCGAUCUCAUCAUACUCCUAUUGGUUCUGGCCUCCGUGGCCUUUUUGAUCCUUCCCUACUUGAAAUUCUUCUUCUGUCAACUUUUGCCCGUUAUUCAUGGUUUCGUUCUUGACCUCAUCCUCGAUGAGCCGCUGCCGUAUGUCAUCGGUUUCGUUCUCGCGCUGGUUGGACUUAUUCUCGCCGUGCUUAUCGAUAUCAGGCUCAGGAAAUGCGGGAAUCCUCAUUGCAAAGGCUUGAGAAGGGCCGUUGAGUACGAUAUUCAGUUGGAAACCGAGAAAUGUGUCAAGUACUCCGCGCCACCUCCGGAUGCUUAUGGAGACAAUAAUGGGUUGACGCCGCUGGAAUUGGGGCAGGAUCGAGAAGAAUUGGAGGCCGAAUUGAAGAAAAUGGCGCCUCCAAAUGGGAGGACUGUUCUUAUAUUCCGAGCUCCAUGCGGAUGUCCUGCUGGUAGAUUGGAGGUUUGGGGACCUAAGAAAAUUCGUAGGAUCAAGAAAUAAAUGAGCUUUUCCAUACAUACAUGCUUGUUUUAGAGCAAUAUACCUGUCAUGUUCAGACAAUUUUUCUUGACUUUAUAAAAUAAGUGAUGUUCUACUGGGGAUUAUGUAAUAAAACACAUUCAUGUUCUUUGUUACAGGAAAUUAACCAAAAGGGAUAGAAUACUUUAUUUUCUAGCUGUUCAUGAAUUAUUACACAACAAUGAGAUUCAGUUCUGAUGUUUAUAGCCUGAAGCAAAGCUUUAUAUAUUUCAGAUUACUGAAUGCAGUUGUCUGUAUGGUGCAAUGAUAUGUCACUUCUGUUACCUUAAUUGGAACUCUUCAUGAGGUUGUUCUGAAAUCUAGAUGUCCUGAAGCAGUGGCAACUUUAUAUUGAAAUCUGUUUGGUUGUUUUUGUGAGGCGAAAGUAUUACCUAUUAGACUAACAAUUUCAUUGCUUAAUAAUCAAAUUUUAUUUGCAUUAAUAAUGCAUUAUUUCACUUUGAAAUGAUGCACUGGAGAUUGGCAAUAUUAGGAGCCAAUGGACUGGUGCUUUAGAAGAAGGCAAAUAGAAGAAAACUCAAAUAUACUUGAAAUCUUAUCCCCUUUGGAGCGUUCCCUGUUUUGCAAUGAUGUUUGCCUUAUGCUUCCAAUAGUUUAUUUGCUUGAUUGAAGAAAACCUAGAGGUGAACAAAUACACUUAAAGUUUUGGAGCAUGGGUAGAAACCCUUCGCAUAUCUAUCAUCUGAUGAUUGAACCACUAAUAUAGAAUACGAUAUCUUUGCUUUCCUUUUGUCUUUUGGCCUAUGAAUUAAUCAUAUGAUGUAAAAUCUUGAGAAAGUAACCUGUGAACAUGAAAGAAAAAAGUACCCUGUUAAUAUAUCUGUGUCUUCAGAAAGAUGGUGAAGCCUCCACCUGUUAGCAAAGCAACUACUGAUAUAGCACAAGCUAGGAGGUGGUUUCUGGUGGAAUGUGUUGUAUCCAUGUGUCCGGUUUGGACCUCCUCGGAAGUGAGGAGUGCAUUCUGGUAAGUUUGGAGAUGAUGUUAUUAAAGUGAUUAUUGUAAUACAUCUUACUUGAAAAGUAUGUAACAUCUUGUGUUCUGUAUGUUUGGUUGGUGUGAAUGCCAUGCAUUUCAUUGUGUUCUUAGCUAAUCAUUGGCAGCCAAAACAUCCAAAUCUAACUUUUUAUCCAUUAAAGCUACAUUGCUUGUUCAGAGGUCUGAUCUUCAUAUUCUCAUGUCUAAUUCGUGAAUUUCAACAUAUUUGGUAAACUUUCUGCCUGCUUUUGAGCUGCAAAUGCUCUGAUAUUAUACAUCCUGUUGGGUUCUUCUCUGCCAUCCAGUUCAUCCUUAAAAAGCUGCUGGUGCUGAUGGCUCUUCCUCAUGGAUUUCCGAUUCUUGGAGUGAAAUCUUGCUGUAAUUUAUGUUUCUGUCUUACCCGUCUCUCCCUGUUGUUCUUGAAGGAUGAGUCUGGAGGAUAUGCAUGGGUUCAAUGGGUUCUGUCCCAUUUAAUGGUGCAUUUGUAGGACAACCAGAGUUUAUGCCAACCUUAUGGUUGGUCUUCUUAUUGUCAUGAGAUUCUUUGCUGAGCCAUGAACCUAUCUGAAGAGGAUGGAAGAAACUGAUAGAAAGGUUUGUCCCCGCACCGUCUGAAAUGGACUCAGACCUUUAAAUAUAAAUAACUGACCUGUUCUGGUAGCUGAUAUUUGGUGUUUUUGCAAUUUCAUAUUUCAUUGCUCUGGCAACCAUGAACUCUGUUGCUCUGAUACCAUAUAAAGUUCCUUCUGAAAUGGGAAACGUGGCCAGUGGAAAAAUUUAAGGAGUUGAAAAGAGAGGGAGGAAAGAAGAAUGUGAUUGUGGGCUGAGAGCAUGUAUCAAAUGACGUCGUAGCAAUGGAGUCCCGAAUAUCCUCGUCUCCCGGAGCUAACAUUUCGAUGUUACAGUUUAGAACAUAUUCAGGAUCUAAGAUCAAUUUGGCAUGUGGCUGGUUAGUGUCAACCUCCCAAGAAAGUGGUAGAUUUUACAUCUUCAUAAUCUUUGUAAAAAGAUAAAGAACCCUAUUGGGUUCUACCUAUGUAUAAUUGUGAGUUCUGUGAUGUUGUUUGGUUCGCAGAAAUUUGUAUUCAGAUCAAGUACUUGUGCAAGAAGAAGUGAUCAGUUUCCUACCCCGGAAAGAACGUUCAAUGACCUAAAGGAAUGUGUUUAGUGUCAUAACUCUAAAGCGCAGUCGCAGAAAUUUGUAUUCAGAUCAAUUUUAAAUAAACUUAGAUGA